CAGUGAUCUGCCUCUCAACAAGAUGGCACCUUUCAGCUCUUCUUUGCUUGCCCUUUCUCCUACUCCUGAGCCUGAUAUGUGCCCUGUCUCCCCAGCCAAGGAAGCCGGCACACCAGUCCAAGAGGUACCAGAGACUGAGCAGCAAAAGGUACUCCGUUCUUGGGUCGCACUAUUGCAGGCAUUGGACACCCAGGUCAAGAUCAUUCCUGGUGAUGGUCCUGAGUUGUUUGAGGGUAGAGAGUCAUGGAUGUGUGGUUGGAGUCAGCUGUCUUCUGAGGUCGAGAAGAAGGAGGUGCCCAUUCGCGCUAUCAAGGCCUUGCCUUCCUGCGCGGUUAAGGCUGACAAGGGUAAGGGUAAGGGUAAGGGAAGUGUGCCUAGUGUUCCUACCAAUGGCACUGAUGAGGUUGAGAGUGAGGUAGAGCACCUCAGGGCUGAGAAUGAACAUCUCAAGAACAUUAUCCGCUCGAUGCACCAAAGCGGGCGCAGUCCGCAGAGUCGCCUUAUUGUGUUGUCUAACCAGACCUAUACCAUGUCUACUGAGCUGGGUCUAUCCUGUGGUCCUGGUGCCAAAGCGCCUUUAGAAUAG
Suillus subalutaceus is the source of this 586-nucleotide messenger RNA. RefSeq lists its product as uncharacterized. The transcript has 3 exons. The record is from RefSeq and is a predicted model, not a curated record. Lineage: Eukaryota; Fungi; Basidiomycota; Agaricomycetes; Boletales; Suillaceae. Bases 23 to 586 code for a protein of 187 amino acids.